CUUGUGGACGCGCUCACAUCGCGGCGCACGGUCCACCCGAUAGCCACGUUCUCCGCUCCGCGUCACCUCUCCCUCAGGAUUCCAGCCGUCCGCCCGCUCGUUUUCUCCUUUCCGCCGAGUUUCCCACCUUUUUUUUUACCCAACGUUCCCCGGAAUCGGAAUGGCAGGCGGUCGCGUCCGCACGACCCCGGGAUCCGUUCCGCGCGAUAAUCUCGCGUGAAAUCGCGUCACAUGUCGUUGAGAUCGCGGCGCGAGUGAUUAUUAAGCUUGACGUCGAGAACGUCGGCCGUUUUAUAAUAUCGACGGACACUUUUUUUUUCAUCCACUGAUUCUGGUGACACGGUGAUACCGAUCAGGAUGUCGUUCUUCAGGGGGUUGUGGAAGAGCAGCUCGAAACACAAGAAAUUGUGCGAGGAAUGGGCACUAGCGACUAGUCACGAAUGCGUGGAGGGCGGCGGUUCCGGUGGCGGUACAACGCAGGAAGAGCCGGAGGACGUAUCCGAGGCCAAGUUCACUCUGAAAUAUUUGGGCAGCACUCUCGUCGAGACACCCUCGAGCGAAGAGGCAACCGCAGAGGCUAUCAAGACCGUCAUUACGAUGGCAAAAGCGAGUGGCAAGAAGCUGCAAAGAGUAUCUUUAGCCGUGAGCCUGAAGGGUAUCAGGAUGACGGACAUCGCCACGGAGGAGGAUCAACUCAAAGUGUCCAUAUACAGAAUCUCUUAUUGCUCCGCGGACGCGACUCACGACCACGUGUUCGCGUUCAUCGCGACGAAUUUGAACGAGACGAUGGAGUGUCACGCGUUCCUUUGCCCGAAGAGAAAAACGGCGCAAACAGUGACGCUGACGGUGGCCCAGGCGUUUAACACGGCUUACGAGGCUUGGCAAUUGUCCCAGGCCGAUCCCAGGAUGCAUCACGCCCAGGACAAAAGUCCCUCGUUAAACGACUAUGGAAACGAAAACAGCGAGAAGAAGGUACCGGAGAAAGAUGCGAAAACAGUGGGCAAAGUGAACGAGCAAAAUAAAGAGGAUCAACGAUCUAACCAACAGAAAAAUUUGUUGAUCGAUUUAUCGAACGAGACUAAACAAGUCGGAAACUCAUGGGUCUGCUUCGAAGAGGAGGAUGGUAAGAAGGAGCAGAAAAAAUCUAAUGCCACCAAUAUUCCGAUGACGACGCUGAGGCACGGCGCGACGUCGACCUCACGACACGUAGUCCCGAGAUCGUCGACGGGUUUCAAGAUCCAGAACGCUUGGGGCGAGUCGAGAUCGGUGGAUUUGAUGUGCUCGUAGCAGGCGUAGCCCGCGGCCGAUAGCUUCCGCGACGUGCCGUUAAUCACCGGCCUCUGGAAGCACCUCUCGAACAACGGUCAACCGAGCAAGAUCAACAAAUAGGCUAAUUGUAUUAUCGACGAACUCCAAUCAACGUGCACCCGAAUAGCAAUCAAUGGCCCGAUUGAAAGGACUGCAGUGAUAUCAGUUUAGUGACAAUUAACUGUCUCUUGGAACCGAUAGUAUUGACUAGGCUUUUCAGAUACUCCAAUGGUUACAGUGGCUCGCCUGUACACAUUUGUAAACGCUGUAAGGUAGCUGAGAAUUAUACUGGAUAAUAAUCAUUCGACGUGAGAUCGGUUUUCACGAAGAUGAGAAUAAUAGCUAAACAGGCAUCACUGUAUUUCUCGAUCGCUUAUGAAUCCAUUACAUCCAACUAAUUUCCCAUGACCAUUCCUUUCUACGUACAAGACUUUGUCGAAUACGCUUACCCAUAUUUUGCAGAUAUUAUAUUACGGAGUCGACGAUAGGAUAACCGGUGUGAUACAUGUAUAUGGUGAUUUUAUUCGCAAAUUUCUCGCAUCUUAGGACGGUGCUCGGAAGAACUGAUUCGGCAGAGGAGUGAAUUUCAGUUUCAGACGAUCACGCGAAGUGGGAACAAUUUUUGAAAUCGUUUUUUGUAUAACGCGAGUGUACAUCCGUGCCAAUUCUUCCAAACAUAUCGUAUACAAAUUUCGUAUUACUAUAUCGGGCUCGUGCGCCCCUGUUCAAUUUCCUUUUUUACAUACUCUAACGUUGGUGAUGAACAAAAUCAUUUUCAAAGAACGGUUCGUCCAAUUGUUCACAUCAAACAAAAACUUAUGUACAUGACAAUUUAUUAUUUAAUCCUGUUUUCGUUACUAAAUAGCUGAGCUAUUUUACUUGUUUUCGGCUGUUCUUAAAUUCGAUUCCUAACGGAAAAAAGUAUCUGCGAAGCGUAGGAUUGUGAUUAUAUCGUAGCGUAAACGUGUACCACGCACUUUCGAUGCUAUCUCUUCUUAGUAAGCGAAUUAUUUUAUCCCUGCAUAUUACUAGAUAAUGUUCGUGAGAUGAUCUUAAUCAAAUCGAUUAGAUAGCGUAAUUUAAUGUUAGGAAUGUAUGCAUUUAACCCGUUCGACGUCAACAUUUGCAUAGAAUUUGAACGAAGUUUGGGUUAUACGUGAAGAAUAUACGUGUUCCACUAUUUACAUAUAUUUUACAUCGUUACUGUUAUUCUCUCAUUAUCAUUAUAUCGAAAGUUGUUUAAACAAAUUGUUUUUCGUAUUCUGAUUUCCCAUAUUUUCUAUUAGGAACGAAUGAAGAAUUAUGUCAAUCGCUGUGAAUCAUUUAGCACCUACGACGUAUAUUAUACAUAAUGCGUACAAAGAAUAGCGAAGAAUUCUGGGAAAUAAAAUAUCGCCCUCGACUGUAGUUAUUUUCGUAGGACGCUCAAUAGGAGGAUAGGAAGUUGAACGAUGCUGUACAAUCAAAAAUACUCUCUAGAUAGAACAUACACACAUAUACGUAUAUCUGUGAAUUGAUGUUAAAGGCGGUCAAUCGUUUCUUCUCAAACCAAAAUUCGUUUUCGUGAACAUUCGCGAACUCUGAUUGCCCUAAGUUGGAAACGAGUUAAAAAUCAUACGAACAACUAAUUCGUUUGUGAGAGUCAACGAUAAUUUUGUAUAGACGUGUUACGAUCGGCGAUGCAUUAUCGUGAAACGGUUUUGCUUAAGUAUCGUUAAGUGUUAGGAUGUAACGAAGUACACGUAAAAUACACUGCUACAUAUCUA
Molecule: messenger RNA, 3074 nt
Organism: Ceratina calcarata
Lineage: Eukaryota; Metazoa; Arthropoda; Insecta; Hymenoptera; Apidae
Product: low density lipoprotein receptor adapter protein 1
Exons: 6
Coding region: 358-1287 (309 amino acids)
Source: RefSeq, a predicted model, not a curated record